GCGGCGUGGGUUGGGAUGCGUCGGGGCGAGCGGAGGCCCGGGGUCCCCCCGGGGCGGGGCUCCCCGGAGGAGCAGCCCAACGGGGCCGCCGCGCCCCGGGACCCCGCCGCCGCCUCCGGCCCGCACGGGGGACGCAGGACCACCGAGUCCGAGGUCUACGACGACGGCACCAACACCUUCUUCUGGCGGGCCCACACCCUGACGGUCCUCUUCAUCCUGACGUGCACCUUGGGCUACGUGACGCUGUUGGAAGAGACGCCCCGGAACACCGCCUACAACACCAAAAGGGGGAUCGUGGCCAGCAUUUUGGUUUUCUUGUGCUUCGGAGUCACCCAGGCGAAAGACGGGCCGUUCUCCCGACCUCACCCAGCCUACUGGAGGUUUUGGCUCUGUGUCAGUGUUGUCUACGAGCUCUUCCUCAUCUUCAUCCUCUUCCAGACGGUGCACGACGGCCGGCAGUUCCUGAAGUACAUCGACCCCAAGCUGGGGGUCCCCUUGCCCGAGAGAGACUACGGGGGCAACUGCCUCGUCUACGACCCGGGCAACGAGACCGACCCGUUCCACAACGUCUGGGAUAAACUGGAUGGAUUCGUUCCUGCUCAUUUUCUUGGCUGGUACCUGAAGACCCUGAUGAUCCGCGACUGGUGGAUGUGCAUGAUUAUCAGCGUGAUGUUUGAGUUUCUGGAGUACAGCCUGGAACACCAGCUCCCCAACUUCAGCGAGUGCUGGUGGGAUCACUGGAUCAUGGACGUGCUGAUCUGUAACGGGCUGGGCAUCUACUGCGGCAUGAAGACGGUCGGCUGGCUCGCCCUCAAGACCUACAAGUGGCAGGGGCUCUGGAACAUCCCUACCUACAAGGGCAAGAUGAAGAGGAUCGCCUUCCAGUUCACCCCCUACAGCUGGGUCAAGUUCGAGUGGAGGCCGGCCUCCAACCUGCGGCGGUGGCUGGCCGUCUGCGGCAUCAUCUUCGUGUUUCUGCUGGCAGAGCUGAACACGUUUUACCUGAAGUUCGUGCUGUGGAUGCCCCCGGAACACUACCUGGUCCUGCUGCGGCUGGUGUUCUUCGUCAACGUGGGCGGCGUGGCCAUGAGGGAGAUCUACGACUUCAUGGACGACCCGAAGCUCCACAAGAAGUUCGGGCAGCAGGCGUGGAUGGUGGCGGCCAUCACGGCCACGGAGUUCCUCAUCGUGGUCAAGUACGACCCCUACACGCUGACGCUGUCGCUCCCCUUCUACGUGGCCCAGUCGUGGGUCCUCGGGGCCGUCCUCAUCCUCACCUGGACCGUGUGGCGAUUCUUCAUCCGGGACAUCACGCUGCGCUACAAGGAGAUCCGCAGGCAGAAGCGGGAGACCCGCGGCCACAAGGACGACCGGGACGGGGCCCUGACCGACGGAGACGGCGGCGGCGGGGGGACUCUGGGGCCCGAGGGCGACGGCGGGGGAGCCGCCCCCGCCGGAAGGAGAGCCUCCGACCUGCCGCCGGAUGCCAAGGGCUAAUCCCGGCAACUGCCGGCCGCCCCCUCGCCCCCCGACUCCCCUCGGGCGGGCCCCCCCCGCCCCGCCGUCUCCCUCCGUCCUCUCCUCCUCCCCCUCCUCCUCCUCCUCCUCCUCCCGAGCCCGUCGGCCGGCGCCCCGCCGCGCCGUGAAUGCCGGAGGAGGGAGCCCGGAGCCUCCGCGCCCCGGGAGGCGGCGGGGAACCCCGUGCCCGCCCUCCGCCGGGCGGCCCGGACCCGUGGCCCGGUCCCCUGGCCGGCCCCAAACACUAAUGCCGUGUGUGUGAGUGUGAGUGCUCGUGCGUGUGCCUGACUGCGUGCGUCUAACCGACGGGUUUUGUACCUCUUCAGCGGGGGUGUCGAGCCGCGGAGUAGCGACCUAGAUCUCCCCCCCCGCCCGUCGACUGACGGGCCCCCUCCCCGCGCCCCCCCCCCCACCCUCCCCCGGGAGGGCCGGGGCGGCCCCUCGGUGCCCGCUGGUGCCCGUGACCCAAGUGCCCUUCAAGCUGCACCUGGCGAAGAGGCGCGACCCACACCCGGGAACAGGUUGCCCCCUUUUUUUCUUUUUUUUAAACCAGGAGAACAAACAGCCCCAUGGAAGCAGUUGGUCCGUGGACCCCCGCCCACCCCCGGGCGGCGGCGGUUGCGGGCCGGGGGGGGGGCCGGCGGGUGCCUCGGCGUCGCCGUGCCCGCAGCCCAAAAGAGGCCAGGGAGCGGGGCGGGGUCGGUCGCGGGGCGGAGCCCAGGUGGACCCCCGCGGGGACGUCACCUCCGCCGCUUGGGACCGGGAGCCGGCGGGCGCCGGGCUCUGCCGCGGGGCCUCCAGCUGGCGGGCCCGCGCUCACCCCAUGGCCGCCUCCCUCGCCCGGCUCGCCCCGCCCCACCCGCUCCAUUUUUCAGUUGGGUGCAGUUUGCGCAUCCCGCCCCGCCCUCCCAACCUGGACCGCUCUCACACCCGGACGGGCGGAGGGCCCUCGAGCGGAGGGCCCCCGUCUCCCCCCCGCCGGGUCUCUGCGGUGGCGGGGGCCCCUGGGGGAGUCGGGGGGGCAGGCGCUAAGCCUUUGCCAAGCACAGCGGGUGGAAGGAGAGAGGUCGGGGUGGGAGCGGGCCAGGCCGGGGGGAUGACUCAACUCACCCUUACUGCUGCUGCCCCUGGCCCCCGCCCCCACUCAGCGGGACGGCCAAAAUCGAUCGGGACUCUGAUUGUUUCGAAGAACCUCCGCCCCCCGGGGAAGUGGCCUAAUCUGAGCCGGGAAACCCUCUUUUCCAAAGCCCUCUCCUUUGGAGCGUUUAUUUAAACUCACUUAUUUAUACGCAUUUUCUAGACCAGCCCGGGGGGACCCCCGUCGCCCCCCGCCCCCCCCCAACACACACACACUCGCACACCCAGAGUCCGCCCCCAGCGCGGCGGGGAGGGGGGAGGCGUCGCCCGCCGAGCCGUGGGGGGAGGUCCCACGGAGCGAGGCGCCCCGUGAGCCCCCGACCGGCGUCCCUCGCGUCCGACGUGCAGCUGUUGGGACGUUCUCGCCUUGGAGGUGACGGAACGAAUAAAGAGGAUGGACCGGUU
Ornithorhynchus anatinus (platypus) is the source of this 3060-nucleotide messenger RNA. RefSeq names its product phosphatidylserine synthase 2 (gene PTDSS2). The transcript has 12 exons. The record is from RefSeq and is a predicted model, not a curated record. The coding region runs from base 16 to 1497 and encodes 493 amino acids. Gene Ontology annotation, molecular function: L-serine-phosphatidylethanolamine phosphatidyltransferase activity. Lineage: Eukaryota; Metazoa; Chordata; Mammalia; Monotremata; Ornithorhynchidae. Gene Ontology annotation, biological process: phosphatidylserine biosynthetic process.